Messenger RNA from Durio zibethinus, 1415 nucleotides. It is a transcript of the gene XTH30, whose product is annotated as xyloglucan endotransglucosylase/hydrolase 30. Gene Ontology annotation, molecular function: hydrolase activity, hydrolyzing O-glycosyl compounds; xyloglucan:xyloglucosyl transferase activity. Gene Ontology annotation, biological process: xyloglucan metabolic process; cell wall biogenesis. The record is from RefSeq and is a predicted model, not a curated record. NCBI's taxonomy places the organism in Eukaryota, Viridiplantae, Streptophyta, Magnoliopsida, Malvales, Malvaceae. Gene Ontology annotation, cellular component: cell wall; apoplast.
CUCUCCUUUUCUCUAGUGGUGUGUAUAAAUAUACAGACGUACACGGAAAGCAAAGGGUUGAUCAGAGACGGGGAACAAAAAGAAAACGAAAAGAAAUAAAACAGGAGACCCAUAAGAAAAACAAAUACUGAAGAAAUGAUCAUGGGUCGUUUACAAUCAGAGAAGUUAGCACCCUUCUUCUCCCUCCUUUUCUUCUUCUUCUUCUCUUGGUUUUUCGGCUUCAGUACUGCUGCUUUCAACCUCUCCAUCCUCUCCUUUGAUGAAGGAUACAGCCCUCUAUUCGGUGAUGGCAACCUUGUUCGCUCACCUGAUGGCCAUAGCGUCCGUCUCCUCCUUGACGUUUAUACAGGGUCUGGUUUUAUUUCAUCCAGUAUGUAUCAACAUGGAUUUUUCAGUGCCAAAAUCAAGUUGCCAUCAGAUUAUACUGCGGGAAUAGUGGUUGCCUUCUAUACAUCAAACGGUGAUGUAUACCAGAAAACCCAUGAUGAAUUAGACAUUGAGUUUUUAGGAAAUAUUGAAGGUAAGCCAUGGAGAUUCCAGACAAAUUUGUAUGGCAAUGGUAGCACAAACCGAGGCCGAGAGGAACGCUACAGACUUUGGUUUGAUCCAUCAAAAGAAUUUCACAGAUACAGCAUUCUCUGGACAGCCAAGAACAUCAUUUUUUAUGUGGAUGAAGUUCCAAUCAGAGAAGUGGUGCGCAAUGAUGAAAUGGGUGGAGACUACCCAUCAAAGCCAAUGUCUUUGUAUGCCACUAUUUGGGAUGCCUCUAGCUGGGCCACAAACGGAGGCAAAAAUAAAGUUGAUUAUAGGUAUGCCCCAUUCAUUUCCGAGUUUAAAGAGCUAGUCCUCGACGGUUGCGCUAUGGAUCCUAUCCAGGAACUGCCCGACGCGGCUGCCUGCUCGGUGACAGAUACCUGGCUCGAGAGCCAUGACUAUGCCGUCAUAACACCAGCAAGGCGAGCUGCCAUGCGUAAAUUUAGGCAGCAUUACAUGUAUUAUUCUUACUGUUAUGACACAUUGCGUUAUCCUGUAACACCUCCUGAAUGUGUAAUUGAUCCAACCGAAAGGCAAAGGUUCCAAGACACCGGAAGAUUGAAAUUUGGUGGAAGCCAUAGAAAGCAAGUGAGGAUCACAAGAGCACGUCGGAAGAGAAGAUCACGAGGUGCUUCCAUCUCCAAUGAACAGACCGAUAUGUGAAAUAAAUUUGAGUUUCUAAAUUAAAAUUGUCAUGGUCUUCAAUCUUGUUAUUAUUAUAAGUUUACAAUCACAUUAUGUGUAUAGAAAUAUAUAGAGUGCCAAAUAAUUGAGUUUUGGCAGGUUUUUCCUUUGACUUACCAUUUAGUCCGAGGAAUAAUUUGGAACUUGUCUUCUAGUUGAACGAUUCUUUUAUUAACGACGGAACCAAAUUUCAUCAA